AUGGCCAGCACAGAGGUAUCCACGCGUGCCGACGAGCUGUACAGGCUGGGGGUGGAGAGUGAAACGCCGAAUCGCACACAGCUGGACAAGCUGGUGGAUUUCUUGCGCGUCAACCCGCUGCUCCUGUACCCGGACUACUUUAACAGGGGCUACCAGUCGAAUGAGCCUGCAAUCGGAGCGUGGCACGGCCAGAGCGCCAACGACUCGGACGACACGCUCGUAUACCUAACGACACUGGGCGUGUGGGGGUGGGCGCAGCUGUUCAAGACAACAUACCCAGGCAUGGUCCACCGCUUCCUAAAAAUAGCCGGGCAGACGCUGCGCCAGAUGAGCCACACGCCAGGCCCGAUUGUGCGGCGCGCAAUCCAGGCGCUGACGCGGUUCUGGUCGGUCCUGUACCGGCAUUGCACCGACGAGGAGGAGGAUGAGCGCAUGUGGAUGCAGGCAUACAAAGAGAUGCACGGGCCUGGCAGUGACUAUCCGCCAGAUCCCGCAACAUUCUUGGAGACAGAGGCCGCAAUCUUCUCGGCAGCGCAGCAGCGUGCUGAUACAAAGGGGUACGAUGAGGCCAGCCUGGAUCUGUGCCCUGAUCAGCACCCAUAUCUUAACAAAGCCCAGCUGGAGGAGCGCGGCACGUCGGCACGGCAGAUGCUGCUGUCGCUGCUGCCCAACAGCGAGACGCCGCGGCUGUUCAACACGACUUUUAUCACCGGUAUAGUGACAUCGCAUGUGUACCUGAUGAAUCUGCGACCGCAGUUUGUCACGAUGCUGCUGCGACCGGUGAUGGACUGGUACGAGCAAAUAAACACCAACUACAACUCGAUGGUGACCUCCACCCAGUCGUCCACCAUUCAAAAGACCCUGCGUCUGUCGCUGUUCCAGCUGUACUGCAGGAUGCUGGCUCAGGGCCUGGUGCAGAAAUACUGCCCGCAGCUGGAGAGCAUUCUGGAUACCCUGGGCGGGUCCGAGUGGAUCUCCUGGCAGAGCCGGCAGGCCCGUCGGCGCAAGUACGAGGAGGAAAAGCGCGCCAGAGAGCGCAGCAAGAUGGCGUCAAGGCAGCAGCAACAGCAGCAACAGCAGCAGCAGAGACAGCGGUAUAGCCAGCCUAGCUCUGCGGCCUCUGCCUGGGACCAGGCGCGUGACGGUGAUUACUAUUUCGAUCCAGACGAUGACACCAUGGCUGAUCAGCCAGCGCCGAUGCUGCCGACCGACGCAAACUCGUUCUCGAGCAUCGCGCCGCUGCCGGCCGAAAUCGGGGCCAUGCUCGAGUCGCUGAACCGUAACAUGGCCUCGGGCAAGAAGCGCCCGGCGCACCGGCCCGAGUCUGACGACGAGGAGGAAGAUGAGGAGCAGCAGUUCCGCAGGCUUGAGGAAAACACGAAGCGGGUCAAAUUUGAGGCUGAGCAAGUGGCAGCAGCAGCUGUUACUGCCAUCGCUGACAUUGCAUCCAGAGCUGCAAAGGCUGACAAGGCUGACAAGUCGGCCACGGGGGAUGUUGAAAUGGACGAAGAGGUCAGCGCAGCAACGGACUCCGGUCCGUUUGUGCUGCACAAGAGUGAGGACAUCACGCCCGAGCUGCGCGAGCAGAUGAUGAACCAGGCGUUCAAUCGCGUGGUGGAUGCCAGCAAGAGGGUGAAGGCGCUGGUCGAAAGCAUGCACGUCCAGGGCAGCCGCGAUGUGGCCGAGAUCAAUGCCCCCAGGGUGCUGCCCAACGGGCUCAGCACCAACGCGGGCGUGCUUGAGGACGCAAUGUUGCUGCUGGUGCGGCUGAUCUCCAACUUUUACAUCACGCAGGCAGAUACCGACAGGCUUGCAACCAGCAAGCAGGCAGAUAGCGUGCUGUCGCAUGGGAUCCGCGAGUGCAUCGGGGGCGUGAUCUCUUUUAUCAUUGAGUCACCGCGGGCACACUACCGGCUGGCCCAGCUGCUGCUGUAUGAGCUCUGGCUGGCUGUAAUUAUCGCCAACCCCGAGCUCAAAGAGAGCAAGCCAGACGAGUUCUCGCCACUUGCGCUGUACACCGACUGGUGCACGCGCUUCUUUGAUAGCAUCCUUGAAUCGGCAAUCAAAGCCACGCUGACAGCCGAACAGCCAGCCCAGGUCGUGCCUGGCGCUGCCGAGGGCACUGUGGCAGUGCCGCCUGCCAGCAGGGCACCGCAGCAUGACCGGCUGCUGUUCAACUACAUCGUCGAAGCGCCGUUUUUCCCGCCUGUCCUCAUUAGCAAGAUGGGCACAUGCCUCAGCAACCCUCGCACCGCACACAUGGGCAUCGCGACGCUGCGUGAUGCCAUUGCGCUGCGUCCGCCUGUGCGCCGCGAGGGGCUUCGUCUUCUGCUUGCCUAUAGCGCGAACCCCGAUAGUGCCACACGCACAGCAUGCAUCAUUGCCGUCAAGAAGCAUCACACCGAUCCCACACACGCGGCGUGGAUAGAGAAGAUGGCACUGGAUGGUAUGCGUGAGAGCCUGAAGGACGCAACUGCGCAGUUUGCAGAGCUGGGGACCAAAGUGAAGGGCAUUCUGGAGACGCCUACUGGUCAGCCCAUGGAGGGCGAUGAGGCUACAGCGCCUGAGGACCCGAAGGCACUUGCCGCCAAGGCAAAGGCUGCAGGCGAGGCUGCGAUUGCUGAGCGGGUGCUUCGGCGCUCACAGCUGUUCUUAGCACUGUGCACCCGCAAUACCAGCUUGCUGUCCAAAAUACUCGAGAUCUAUGCUGAUGCGAUUCCGCAGGUGCAGGUCAUGAUCCGCCACCACAUCAAGCCGCUGGUGCUGUCAUUGGCGCACAGCCCAGCAAAGGUCCUGCCUGUCCUGCGCACAUUCCCACCAGGAGCCGAACUGAUGGUGCUGCGGAUGGUGGAGCUGCUUACGCUGCAAACGGUCCCGUCCAAGGAGCUGGUUCAGACCGUGAUCGAUAUAUACAAGGAGCGCCAGCCCAGCCCGCGCGUUCUGAUCUUUGUGCUCAAUGGCAUGACGCGCGACCAGCUGGCGCAGUACCUGCCUGAGGUUGUGCGCAUGCUGAAUGGCACCGAGCCCAUGCACAUGCUAGUCACCAUGGGCUUUGACCGCCUGACCACGUCGUACCAGGGCCGCCCCAGCUGCAUGAGCCCGACUGAGCUGCUCGUCGCACUCCACGCCAAGCCAAUCUACGACACAGGCAUCGCAUGUGCGGUGGAGGCCGUGCGUAUCUGCAUCGACAAGGACAUGGUGUUUUCGCCGCAGAUCCUGGCUGCCGCCGUCAAGAUGCUGCUGGAGCAGGACGAGGUGCCACCUCUGCUGCUGCGCACGGGAAUACUCUGCCACAAGAAGCACCGGAGCACUGCUGGCCUUAUCAACGGCAUGCUCAAUACCUUGGUCGAGCGUCGUGUGUGGCAGAUGCAGGACGAUGUCUGGCAGGGAUUCGUGCUGUGCUGCUACGAGUUGCUGCCGGCAACGUUCAAGGUCAUGUUCAGCCUGCCACACGAGCAUAUGAAGAGGAUGAUCGAGCUGGACCCGCGGCUGAAGAAGGCCGCUAAAGGAGUACGCGUCAAAGUUCCCGCGUGGCAGCCCUUGGAGUAG
This is a messenger RNA of Linderina pennispora, 3549 nucleotides long. RefSeq lists its product as uncharacterized. NCBI's taxonomy places the organism in Eukaryota, Fungi, Kickxellomycota, Kickxellomycetes, Kickxellales, Kickxellaceae. The record is from RefSeq and is a predicted model, not a curated record. Gene Ontology annotation, cellular component: mRNA cleavage and polyadenylation specificity factor complex. Bases 1 to 3549 code for a protein of 1182 amino acids. The transcript is spliced from 4 exons.